GCGCUGCGAACGUGUGUGUGUGUGCAUGUUACGUGUGUUUUCGGCUUGUUAAUUUUUUUUUGUUUCCUUCCUUUUUUGUUGUUAUUUAUUGUGCGUGUGCGUGACAGCUGAGCUUUAGCAGUGGUCUUAAAAAAAAUAUUGAAAUUUAAUAUAUAUUUAAGAAUAGAGGUUUGCACAAUAUUUGUGUCGUCCACUGACGAAAUUUUGUACAUUUUGUAGCGUUCCACGGUCGGUGUGCAGAAAAAGUUAAACAAACAAAAGAACCGACCGAAAGAAAAAAAAAUAAAAAAAAACGCGUGUUGAGCCCCGACGAGGAGAGCAGAGCUGCAGCCGCAGCCGCAACUGAAGCGCGGAGUUGGUAAAGGCAGCUAAGAGAGCCAGAGAAAGAGAUCUCAGUACGAGUUGUUUGCUUGAAGUCGAAACAAUUGUUCCAUAGCUCUGCUGGCAAUUCUUAUUUUUUAUAUAUAUAUUUUUUUUUGGUGACCGUCUGUUGUUCGUCGUCGUAGUCGCUGUCGUCGUCACAUCGUCAUUCGUCUCGUCGCCUCUUUUCUUUUUUGCGAAGCGCGCGCGUUCUCGGCUCUUCCUCUUCCGGCCAAUCGUCAGCGAAGUUCGCAGCAAACAACAGCAGCCAGAAAUUGCGAUACGAAAAGGCGACGAGAACAGUAACUACAACAACAACAUCAAAUAAAACAAAAUGACAUCGAAAAAGCGCAAAACCUUUUUGGACGCCGACGAUGAUGAUGGAUUCGACGAUGAUGAUUCUGGCUCUGAUUUCGAUGAUGAUGAAGAUCCAGAUCAAAUAGAAGUGCCCGGAGGCGGUCGAGACUUGAACACUGCAGUUACCUAUGCCCAGAACAUUAGAAGUGGAGUUGGGAUUGCGACACCAAAGCAGCAGGCGAACAACAGUGGGGCGAGCAGCAGCAGCAUCAGUACUAGUGGUGGCGAAAUAUUUCUCAAAUUGAGCAACAAUAACAAUAAUAUAAAUAGCAACAAUAAUAUCAGUAAAGUGAUUAGCAGCAAGCCGACAUCGUUGCUGCUUAGCAACAACAACAAAGUGAGCAGCAUAAUUGGCAACAAGAUUGUCACCAACAGCACCACCAAUAACAACAACAACAACAACAUCAGCAUCAACAACUUAAACAACAAUAGUAAUAGCAACAUCAACAACAACAUCAGCAUUAUUGGUCGCAACAACAACAACAGCUUAAUUGGAGCAACGCAACUGAGGCCAACAAUAACGCAUACGGCGAAAGUAACGGGCGGCAAAUUCACCGCGUUGCCAUCCACAAUCACAACUAAAGUGAUCGUCGACAAGAACCUUAACAGCAGCAACAUGCCAAAGAAAGUGACGGCUGCAGCCUUGGGCAAUGUCAGCACGACAGCAACAACAACGAACACCGCUUUGGCAACCGCCAGCACAAGGAUCAAUGCAAACAGUGGCAACGCUGGCAUCAUGCGCACAGGCAUUGGCAACGCUGCUGCAACAGCGAAUCUUAGCUCGGCCAGCUCCUAUUUGAGCAGCGGUGCUGGCAAUUAUUUAAACAGCCUGAGCACCAACGAUCUGAUGAGUCUCGCCGCUUAUGUCGCCUCCAAAGGUGGCAAUGCACCCAACACCAACAUUCCCGCCACCAACAGCAGCAGCAGCAGCAGUAAUAAGAAUAACAACAACUACUUUGCGGGUGGAGGCGCCUCAACGUCAGCCGCCUCUGCUGCCAAUUUCAAUAUGGCCGCGUCUUUAUUGGCGCAGAUGAGCUAUGCGGGCGCUGCCACGCCCAUGCGUACACCGUACAGGCCAGCCGCCCCCGCGAGCGCAACGCUCAAGGCGAAUGCGCCCACAGCUGCUGCAGUUGGAGGCGUGGCCGGAGCUGGAGCUGUCGGACUUGGAGCAGCAGCUGCAGCUGGCGGCGGCGCCGCUGCUGGCGGAGGAGGCGCCAUGAAGCUGAUGAUGGACAAGCUGCAGAAGUUGAUUGACAUGAAGCCCGAGUACUUGACCAGCGGCAUUCCCAAUCAUGUGAUGACGCAGCUGUUCAUGCAACCGAUGCGCAUGCCACAGCCGACGCAGCAGCAGCAACAGCAACAACAGUUGCCCAAUGUCGCAAACUCGGUCGUUGGCAAUGCCGCCAAUGCGCUGGCAAAUGCCUCAGCAGCCGCCGCCUAUGUGCAGCAGGCACAGGAGGAGGACGAGGUCGACUACGAGGAGAUGGGCGUCGCUGAAACCUAUGCUGACUAUUGGCCAGCCAAGCUGAAGCUGGGCAAGAAGCAUCCGGAUGCGGUGGUGGAGACCGCCUCGUUGAGUUCCGUGGAGCCGUGCGAUGUCUACUACAAGGUCUCCAUACCCAACGAGACCAUCAACAGCGGCCAACUGAGCGCACUGCAAUUGGAGUCGAUCACCUACGCAUCGCAGGCUCACGAUCAUCUGUUGCCCGAUGGGAGUCGUGCCGGUUUCCUCAUCGGAGAUGGCGCUGGCGUGGGCAAGGGUCGCACCAUCGCUGGCAUCAUCUAUGAGAACUACCUGAAGGGGCGCAAGAAGGCCCUCUGGAUAUCCGUGUCCAACGAUCUCAAAUACGAUGCCGAGCGCGAUCUCAGCGACAUUGGAGCCACGCGCAUCGAUGUCCACGCUCUCAAUAAGUUCAAAUAUGCCAAGAUCAGCUCGGAUGCGAACAACAACUGCAAACGCGGCGUCAUCUUCAGCACAUACUCGGCGCUGAUUGGCGAGUCGAACAACAAGACCGGAAAAUAUCGCUCACGUUUCCGCCAGCUGUUGCAAUGGUGCGGCGAAGACUUUGAGGGUCUGAUCAUCUUCGAUGAGUGUCACAAGGCCAAGAAUCUGUGCCCCGUUGGGUCGGGCAAACCGACAAAGACGGGCCAAACGGUGCUCGAGCUGCAGCAAAAGUUGCCCAAGGCACGCGUUGUGUACGCCUCAGCGACGGGCGCCUCGGAGCCCAAGAAUAUGGCGUAUAUGGUGCGCUUGGGUCUCUGGGGACAGGGCACGGCGUUUGCCAAUUUCAAUGACUUCAUUACGGCCGUGGAGCGACGUGGCGUUGGCGCCAUGGAGAUUGUGGCCAUGGACAUGAAACUUCGCGGCAUGUAUAUUGCACGUCAGUUGAGCUUCAAGGGCGUCAGCUUUAAGAUCGAGGAGGUGCCGCUGACCAAAGAGUUUCGCAAGAUCUACGAUCAGUCCGUUGAACUUUGGGUGGAGGCCAUGCAAAAGUUCACCGAGGCAGCGGAGCUGAUCGAUGCCGAGAGUCGCAUGAAGAAGACAAUGUGGGGACAGUUUUGGUCAUCGCAUCAGCGUUUCUUCAAAUAUCUCUGCAUUGCGGCCAAGGUGAAUCAUGCGGUGCUCGUUGCCCGCGAGUCCAUCAAGUAUGGCAAAUGUGUUGUCAUUGGUCUGCAAUCAACGGGCGAGGCGCGCACUUUGGAUCAACUGGAGCGCGACGAUGGCGAGCUCACCGACUUUGUCUCCACAGCCAAAGGCGUCUUCCAGUCGUUUGUAGAGCGACACUUUCCGGCGCCCGAUCGCAAUCGCAUCAAUCGUAUACUCGGUCUGUAUGAUGACACGCCGGCUGUUAAGACGGAGCCCAGCCUGCUGUCUGCCAGUAAUAAUAACAAUAAUAACAACAACAACCAGAGCAGCAGCAAACGCAAGGGAGGCGCAGCAGCAGCGGGCGCGGCAGGUAAAUCGAAGAAAAAGAAACGCAGCGGCUCGUGGCCAUUCAGCGAUAGCGACGAUGAUGCCGCUCACACUUCGGGCGGCGAUUGCAAUAACAGCGACGAUGCCGCCGACAGCGAUGAUGCCUACGAUGAGGACAACGAUGACGAUGAGAAUGACGAUGACGACGACGAUGAUGACGAUGAUGAGGACAAGCAUGACAAUGAUAGCGAUCGUCAUAGCGUUGCCAGCGAUGCCAGCUCCGAUUUCAAUCCGUUCUUCAGCGGCAGCGACAGCGACAUCGAUCCCUGGGUGAAUGCGCGUGCCAAGAAGUCAAGUGGCAGCGGCAGCAAGAAGACCCAAAAGAAGACCAAGAAGAAGACCAUCAAAAAAGAGGCGAAGGCGGUGAAGAAGGAACCGAAAGAGUCGCCAACUCCAACGGCCACGAGCAGCAGCAGCAGCAUGUCUGCGACUGUGGCAGCCGCUUUGAAUGCGGCCAAGAGUCGCAAGUCGCAGCAGCUGUCGACGCAGGACAAGAUCCAGGAUCUGCUGCAGAAGAAGCAGGAGAUGAAGGGCACCAUGACGCCGGUGGGCGUGAAUGGCGUCAAGUUGAACUACGGUCCGCCGCCCAAGGAUGCCAUCGAGCGUGCCUGCACCAUGAAGGAGGAGCUGUUGCGCAAAAUCGAACGUCUUGGCGCCCGUCUGCCGCCCAACACACUCGAUCAGCUGAUCGAUGAGCUGGGAGGUCCCGACAACGUUGCCGAGAUGACGGGUCGACGUGGUCGCGUUGUCCAGAGCGACGACGGUUCCAUACAGUACGAAUCGCGCACAGAGUCUGAUGUGCCGCUCGAGACGCUGAACAUCACAGAGAAGCAGCGUUUCAUGGACGGCCAAAAGGAUGUGGCCAUCAUCUCGGAGGCCGCAUCCAGCGGCAUCUCGCUGCAAAGCGAUCGCCGUGUGUUCAAUCAACGGCGUCGCGUUCACAUCACCCUCGAGCUGCCGUGGUCCGCCGAUCGAGCCAUACAGCAAUUUGGACGCACGCAUCGUUCGAAUCAGGUCAACGCACCCGAGUACAUAUUUCUCAUCUCGGAUUUGGCGGGCGAACGACGUUUCGCCUCCACGGUGGCUAAGCGUCUUGAGUCGUUGGGCGCUUUGACCCACGGCGAUCGUCGGGCCACCGAGACGCGUGAUCUGUCACAGUUCAACAUUGACAACAAGUACGGACGGCAGGCGCUUGAGACGGUGAUGCGCACCAUUAUGGGCUAUGAGACGCCGCUGGUGCCGCCGCCCACCGAUUAUAGCGGCGAGUUCUUCAAGGAUAUUGCCGGGGCGUUGGUAGGCGUGGGGAUCAUUGUGAACAGCGAGAGUCAUCCGGGUGUGCUCAGCCUGGACAAGGACUACAACAACAUAUCGAAGUUUCUCAAUCGCAUUCUCGGCUGUCCGGUGGAUCUGCAGAAUCGUCUCUUCAAAUACUUUACCGACACCAUGACGGCCAUCAUCAAUCAGGCCAAACGUGGCGGUCGCUUUGAUCUGGGCAUUGUUGAUCUGGGCGCCGCUGGCGAGAAUGUGACACGCGUGCGUCUCGUGCGCUUUGUGCGCAAACAUGCCACGGGCGUGGCACCCACCGAGCUGCAUACGGUGCGCGUGGAGCGCGGCAUGAUCUGGCAGGAGGCCAUCGACAAAUAUGCGGAUCUAUUCAAUGAGCACGAGGGUUUCUACACUUCGCAUCAUCUGCGCAAUCAGAAGCGCACCGCUAUCCUAGUCGUGAUCAUUGAACAGCAACCGACGCGCGGCUCCAGCUCAACGGAUGCCGACGGCCAAGGCGCAAAAGAAAAAAGUCACGCAGCAAAAAAGGAGAUCAUGUGCCAGAUCUAUCGACCGAACACGGGUCUCCAGGUGCGUCACGAAUCGCUCGCCGAGCUGGAGAAGAAGUAUCGCAAGGUGCCCAGCGAGGAGGCCGAACCGCAUUGGACCGAACAGUACGAUGCCUCGGUGCACACAUGCUCGCAUGCCUAUUGGAAUGGCAAUUGUCGCAACGUUAGUCUGGGCAACGAUUGCGAGGUUGGUCUGCGACAGCGUUUGUAUCAUGUGCUCGCCGGUUCGGUGCUGUCCGUUUGGGGACGUGUCGAGCACAUUUUGAACACACGCUCCAACAGCAAGAUGCAGGUGAUACGCAUGAAGACAACCGAGAGCGAAAAGAUUGUCGGCACCAUGAUACCCAAGUCCUGUUAUGAGCCGCUCAUGAACGAUCUGCGCAGUGAUUCCGAGAAGCAGGAAGAAUUCAACUAUUAAUAGGCUCGGUUCCUACCCCGCCCAAAACAUUCAUAAAGAGAAACAACAACUGAUUCCAAGCCUCCACAACACACACACACACACUCAUACACAAAGAACAUCAUUUCUCAUCAACACACACACUUAGAUGGAGGCAACGUUUGUUUUACAUUUUCAGGAUUUGUUCGCUACUAUAUUUUUUUUUUUUAAUAUUAUUACUAUUGUAAGAACUGUUUAUAGUUUUACACUUGAAUUGAAUUAAUGAUGUAAUUUAGUUGUAGACGCUCGUAGAUAACGUGCAACGAUGUGUUUAACAGACGCACCCAAAAAGAAAGCAGAACUAUCUUUUUUUUGGGUUGCGUCUUACACUCACUGGCACACGCACACACACAUACACACACAAACACAAACAAAUUCAUACACAUACACAAACACACGACAUGAGAAAAGAUAUAGUGAAAACAAAUGGAAACGCUUAUUAUAUGGACUUCUUUCUUAAUGAUUUACUCUUUAAUUAAUUUAAUUAUUUUUAACAUAAAUAAUAGUAUCCAGCACAUCUAUACACAAGCACAUACCUUCACACACACACACACAUAACUCACACACAACACACAACAAACAAUACAUACGUAAUGUGUACGUAACGCACUUUAAUAUAUAUAUGUAUAUUCUUUAUUUUUUUAUUUUGGCUCCCACUUAAAUUUUGUAAAAACUAAGAGGCUGCAGCACAGCGUGCAGCUUUCUUUAGUUUGAAGCAAAAUACGGAAACUGAAAACAUAUUUAAACAAAACAAACAUAAAUGAAAAACACACACACACAAAAAAUAUAAAUAAAAACAAAAACAAAUUAAAGCAAAACCAAGAAGAAUUCUAACGAGAAUCGAGUAUGAAACCGA
Molecule: messenger RNA, 6815 nt
Organism: Drosophila nasuta
Lineage: Eukaryota; Metazoa; Arthropoda; Insecta; Diptera; Drosophilidae
Gene: sno
Product: Protein strawberry notch
Biological process (GO): regulation of DNA-templated transcription
Cellular component (GO): nucleus
Molecular function (GO): histone binding; chromatin DNA binding
Source: RefSeq, a predicted model, not a curated record